AUCUUUAAUAGUGCUAAACAAUAAUAACAGUACUAGUAGCAGGACUCAGCACAGGAAAUAAGGUUUCCCAUUCAAUCGGCAACCAUAUGCAAGGUGAUUCUGAGGCUCCCUUCUUUCUCUUAACCUGAGAUUUAUGGACUUGUACAUGAUGAAUUGUGAACUCCUAGCAACUUGCAGUGCCCUUGGAUUCUUAGAAGGGGACACCUACCAUAAAGAACCAGACUGCAUAGAGAGUGUGAAAGAUUUAAUCCGCUAUCUGCGCCAUGAAGAUGAGACUCGGGAUAUCCGGCAACAGCUGGGGGCUGCUCAGAUUCUACAAAAUGACCUGAUCCCUAUUAUCAACCAGUACCCCCAAGAUAAGCAGCUAUUUGAUGCUGUCAUCAGGUUAAUGGUAAAUUUAACUCAGCCAGCUAUCCUCUGCUUUGGAAAAAUCCCCCAGGAUGUUAACUUCCGCCAUCACUUCCUGCAGAUCGUCUCCUACCUGCAGGCUUACAAAGAAGCGUUUGCCAAUGAGAAGGUCUUUGGGGUAUUGAGUGAGAAGCUGUAUGAUCUGCUGCAGCUGGACUGGGAGCAGCGCCAGGAAGAAGAUAACCUGCUGAUUGAGCGCAUCUUGCUGCUGGUGCGCAACGUGUUGCAUGUGCCAGCUGAUCCUGACGAAGAGAAGAACAUUGACGACGAUGCCAACGUCCAUGACCAGGUGCUCUGGGCUAUGCACAUCAGCGGGUUGGAUGAUUUGCUCAAAUUCUUGGCCAGCUCCCCGAGCGAACAGCAGUGGAGUCUGCACGUGCUGGAGAUAAUCUCCCUUAUGUUCCGUGACCAGAAUCCAGAGCAAUUGGCAGCCACAGGGCAGACCCGUUCAUCCAAGGAGAAGAGCACAGAUGUAGCAGAACUGGAGGUCUUGAGACAGAAGGAACAGACUGAGAAGAAGACCCGCGUAUUCCAGCGGAGUAGCAGACACACUCGAUUUGGUGGCUGCUAUGUCAUUCAGGGCUUGAAGGCUAUUGGGGAUAGAGAUGUGGUGAUGCAUAAGGGGCUACACAAUGUGAAGAACUACAGCCACGAUCUAUGCAAGGAGGUCCGCCAGGUGCCAAAAAGGCAGCAGCGAGCCAGUGAUGGUGAAGGAACCCCUCGUCGCUCUGCCCUAAAUGUGCGGCGCUUCCUUCAGGAGUUCUGUGUGGAGUUCUUGGAGAACUGCUACAAUCGCCUCAUGUACCUGGUCAAGGAUCACUUGAUCAGAGAAAAGGCCCAACAGCAUGAUGAGACAUACUACUUAUGGGCCAUGGCUUUUUUCAUGGCCUUCAACCGGGCCUAUUCUUUCCAGCCUCAGCUGGUUUCUGAGACAGUUGGUGUCCGGACCUUCCACUUCAUUGAACGGAGUCUGACUAACUACUAUGAAAUGAGCCUUGUAGAUAAGAAGGAUAUCACAUCUUGGUCUAAAAGGAUGCAUCUGGCUCUCAAGGCUUACCAAGAAUUGCUGAUGACUAUGCAUGAAAUGGACCGUUCACAAGAAGAAGCUGUGCGCAACAGCAGCCACAUACUUAAGAAUAACAUUUUCUACCUGAUGGAAUAUCGUGAGCUGUUCCUCACUCUUCUCCGUAAGUUUGAUGAGAAAAAGCAGCCCAGGUCAUUCCUCAGAGAUCUAGUGGAGACCACUCAUCUUUUCUUGAAGAUGCUGGAGAAAUUUUGCAAAGGAAGGAACAACCUAGUGGUCCAGAGCAAGAAAUACCGGAGGAAAAAGAACUCCAAAGCUCAUUCUGCUGGCCCAGGUGUGCAGCCCCAGACUCCUGAAGAGCUGGAGGAGGUGUGGCUAAAGCUGGUGGAGCAAAUCAAUAAGUGCAUCAAGGGUUUUGAGUCUCUUCCAGAUCAAGUCAUUCCUUUUGAUGCUGCAUCAGAAGUUCCACUAGAGGAGCAGCGAGCUGAUGCCAUGAUACGGAUCCAGGACAGCUUAUUAACCGGCCAGGCGCCAGAAGCUCUCUCACUCUUGCGCUCAGCAAGGGAGGUGUGGCCCGAAGGGGACGUGUUUGGAUCAUCCACUGUUGAUCCGGUUGAAGAAACGGAGCUGCUGAAGCAGAUCUUCUUUGCCAGCCUCCCUCGGCAGGCAGCAACUGACCCAGAUGAAUCUGAGGAGGCUGCUGAGGAUGAGGAAGUUGCUGAGGAAGAGUUGGCAUCUGCGCAGGUAUCCGAAAAAGAGUUCAGCUUCCUAGACUAUGUGAAGCGGUUUGCUAGUGCUAACGUAGUCAAGGCCUAUGUCCUGCUGUUCAGAAACUACCAACAGAACAGUCCCCACACUAACCACUGCGUGGUCAAGAUGUUGCACCGCAUUGCCUACGACCUCAAGAUGGAGGCCUUACUCUUUCAGCUUUCUGCCUUCUGUCUUUUCAACCGCCUCCUCAGUGACCCUGCAGCUGGAGCUUAUAAGGAGCUGGUGACCUUUGCCAAAUACAUUGUGGGCAAGUUUUUUGCAUUGGCAUCGACCAACAAAAAGGCCUACAUGGAACUGUUGUUCUGGAAAAGCACAGCUGUGGUACGAGAAAUGACUGAAGGCUACACAGUGUUGCAGGAGAAUGAAAGAGCCUCCCAAUGGACUGAAGAAGAGGAGGAGGAGCUACAGAAGCUCUACUACAAGUAUAAAGAAGUGGAAGGUCAAGAUGUGCUUGACAACAUUCUGUCAGAGCUCAGCACUCAUCACCGGACGCGAAAGCAGGUGGCCAGGAAACUGGUGCGCUUGGGGUUGGUGAGCAGUAUGCAAGACUUCCCACAGGAGCGCAGGAAAGGGGCUGGCAUUGUGCUGUGGACAGAGGAUCAGGAGCUAGAGCUUUGUCGGCUCUUUGAGGAGUUUCGGGACACUGACGAUAUCCUGUCCAAUGUAAUGAAGCACAUCACAGCGAAACGAUCCAAAGCUCGCAUUAUUGAGAAGAUGCUCAGCAUGGGGCUGGCGUCUGAUCGUAAGGAGCUCUACAAGAAGCGCAAGCGCAAAUCUGGUCCCCUUGGAGCGGAUAAGAUCCCCUUCCCCCCAGUGCCUGAUCGGGAUGAGGUAGAUGAUGAAGAUGAGGAGGAAAAGGGUGAUUGGGAUAGUGAAGAAGGGGAAGAACUGGCCAAGGAGGACUGUGGAAAUGACGAGGAUAAAAAGUCCUGGGGCGGGCAGACUAACCAGACGCGGGGAGCUGCUCCAGAGAGAAAACUUGCACAAAGUCUGAGGCAAGAAGGUUUUGCUGGCCCCUUGCUGUGGCUUCAGAAUUGCUUGAACAGAACAGCUGCUGACCGAGGACAGGAUGGGUGUGCCCAGGCUGUUCCUUUGGUGCCAUUGACUGAAGAAACUGAGGAUGCCAUGGAACACAAAGAUUUCCAGAACCUGCUGUGGAAGCUGGGGGUGCGAUCUCCAGCCAACGAACAGGAGUCCUUCUGGCGCAUCCCAGCUAAACUCAGCCCAGAACAACUACGCCACAUGGCUGCUUGCAUUGCCCCCCAAGAAAUGGAGAGAGAGACUCAAGACCAGCAAGCUGAAGAUCAUCUUGAUGCAGUGGAACCAAGAUGGCUGAAAGCAAAAAAAGAGGAGCAUAUCCAGCAUCCUUUGGGCCCCAAAAGAAGCCACUUGGGUGAUCAGGAGGAAAGCCACAGCCAAAAUUCCAGUGAUGAGGACGGACCACAUCCCUCCAGUAAGAGGAAGUGCCUGCGAAUUGAGGAAGACGAGGACUGAUGAAGUAGAAAGCCACUCCUUUAGCAGGUCGAUAAGGCCAGUGAAACCCAGCUGUGGGGCUGCCACCAGUCACCUCAAAAACUGGAAUGGACAAGAUUGGGAGCAGUCAGCAUCCCCAGAUUCUCCGUGCACAACACUGAAAAUUUUAGGGAAAGGAUACAGAAACUGAGCUCCUAUAUAACAAUUUUAAAAUCUGUAUGAUCACCAAUGUGGAGGGAAUAGAUAAGAAAAGAUUAAACAGCUCAUAACUUCUGCCCCAUGAUGAUAUACAGUUAAUGUUAAUGCUAAUAUGACAGUCUCCUUUCAAACUGCUCCAGGUUUGUAUAUGACCAUGGAUGCCUGCCUGCCCUUGCUCACCCAGCAUUCCUCAAUAUGUGUGCUUAGAGUCACUGAAAGCCACCCUUACCAGCUAGAUUGCCAAGCAGAAAUGGGACAUGCUGGUUUUUCAUAGUGUUCGGGUUUUUUUGUGGAUCUGCCUCUUUUGUUUCUGGUUUGGCUAAGGUGUCAUGAACAUACAUGUCACGUUUUGCCUUAAUUACCUGAACACAUCUAUUUUGGUCUCUGCUGCUCCUCUGCUUUUUUCUGUCCGUGAAAUUCCUUCUCAAAAAUAAAAAAGGGGGGGGGGAAGCAGGAACCGGAAUGUGCUAUCACAUUAAUACCAAGCAUUGCUAAAAAUAGCGGUGGGAUGAUACAAGAGAUUUUAAAGAUGCAACUGCAUGAGGAGCAGAUAUCUCUGACAUUUCUGCUUUGCCUUCUUUGUUCGUAAGAGUUGUUUUUACAUUUGAUCUUUCUGGAAUCUGCCCAGCAUCAGCAGGAUGAUGUGUAACAUUUUUGGGUAUUUGUGCAUGUCUGUUGCAUUUUUGAUAGCUUUUUUUU
Messenger RNA from Candoia aspera, 4573 nucleotides. It is a transcript of the gene TIMELESS, whose product is annotated as timeless circadian regulator. Gene Ontology annotation, molecular function: DNA binding. Gene Ontology annotation, cellular component: replication fork protection complex. The coding region runs from base 134 to 3697 and encodes 1187 amino acids. Gene Ontology annotation, biological process: DNA replication checkpoint signaling; replication fork arrest; DNA repair. The record is from RefSeq and is a predicted model, not a curated record. Lineage: Eukaryota; Metazoa; Chordata; Lepidosauria; Squamata; Candoiidae. The transcript is spliced from 30 exons.